AUGGACAAAAACAAGAACCGUACAGAUCUGCUUGCAGCUGGUCGUAAAAGGCUUCAGCAAUUUCGUCAGAAGAAGGAUGUCAAAGGCAGCAGUAGUAAUGCCAAAUCUGAGAAAAAAACUGGCAAAGCUGAAUCCCGUGAAGCUGAUGCUGAUACGACAUCUAAGGAGCCUGAAUCAGCAGGACUACGACAGGUUCUUGAAGAUGUAAAUAUGUCUCAUCUGGAUUCAAAUUCAGGAAGUUUGGACACUUUGCAGAAUUCAGUUGCUACAACUGAUGACGUUGCGGAUGUCAGUCAGUCAGCAAUGUCUCCAGAACUUGAAUCUGUUAAAGAUAGGAUGUUUCCUGCUCAUACAUCUGAGUUGUCUGCUCAGGAUGUGAGAUCUCUUGAUAAUGCUAAUGAUCAUGCAGAGUCCAACAAGAGCACAAUUGCGGCUAUUGAGGCAAGUUCUACGUCUGUGGUGAUUUCAGAAACUCAAGAUCCUAACAUUGAAAGUGUCAGUACAGCUAGCACUGAUGUUACAAAUGAAACAAAUAUGACGCACAGGGAAGAGAAAAAGGAUUUGGUGCAAUCAGAAGAAGGUGCUUCCUUUGUGCCUUUGGUGCCUGAAGGUGAACUUCAGGCAACCGAUGUAGAUGCUGUUACAAAUGAAAAAUUUAUGACUCCUAGGGAAGAUAAUGAGGAAUCAGCACAAUCAGAAGACGGUGCUUCCACUGUGCCUUCGGUACUUGAAGGUGAACUUCAGGUAACCGAUGCAGAUGCUCAUACAACUGAACAAAAUAUGACUCGUAGGAAAGAGAACAAGGAGUUAGUGCAAUCAGAAGAAGGUGGUUCAACAGUGCCUUUAGUGCUUGAAGGGGAACCUCAGAUAACCAAUGUAGGUGUCUCCACAACUGAAGAAUUUAUGAUGCACGGGGAAGAGAAUAAGGAAUCACUGGAAUCAGCAGAAGUUUCUUCCACUGUGCCUUUGGUCCUUGAUUGGGAACCUCAGGUAACCGAUGUAGGGGCAAUGCAGGAAGCUCAUGGGUUGGUCUCAAGACAACUUGAUACUAGUUAUGUGUCAAAUCCUAAAAGUGACGAGCAACAUAGUUCAUCUGACUGCAGUGUACCUGAUGAAACUGUAAAAGGGGAAGCUGGGAUGGAUGUUUGUAUAGAGCAAGCUGCUAUCCAGUCAGAAAAGAUUGACGCUGAUGCGUCCGCACAAACUUCCAGAAUGGAAAAGUCAGAUGGACUCAUGCAGUCUGUUUUCCCUGCCUCUGAAGAAGAUGGUACCUCCAGUGCUUCUAAGGAGCCAAUGACUCAAGAGGUAGUCACUGUAGAGGCUUCAUCUGUCAUCGACACGAUAGAAAUGCAUUCUGAAUCUGAUAAUCACAGCAAAGAGCAUGAUGUAUCUGAAAGUGAAAAAGAGAAGUCCAUGGGGUUUGUGAACGAAAGGAGUGACCAGCUUCCACCUGAUGGAGCUAUAAGGCUAUCUGAAUCUGCCCCGACCCCGAUCAAUUUGGUGCAACUUAUCGAGGUGACGAAGGGGCUUAGUAAAGAUGAUUUUGGCUUAUUAAUCAAGUCAAGAGGUUCAGUAUCUGAAGUGGAGUUAGAUAAUGAUAUUUUGAGAGCACCACAACCUGGCUAUCAUGCUUUGCUGGAGAAACUCUGCGAAGAGUUGUUUGUUGCCAGUUGCACUAGUGAUAUCGUUCACCUGCAACUUUCGGAGCAGCUUGAUUUGCAAAAUGAAAACGACCGCCGAUCUUUGCAAUUGGUUGAAGAAAUUUCAAGGAUGAGGGACUCUCUCAAGGAAGCUCAUGCUAAGAAUGACAGCCUUGUUCAGGAGCUCUCAGCUUGUAGGUCUGACCUCAAUGAUGCUGUUGGCAGUAAGGAAGAGCUUCAAAGUCGAUUAGAAGCAUCCAAGGCAGAGGUUGAUGAAGUUUCUGCAAGGGCCUAUGAAUUGCAAAAUAAUCUGGAAAGCUCACAAUCAAAUUUAUCAAGUGUUUCCAAGGAGUUGGCUCAUUUGAAGGACUUGGUGGAAUCACUGAAAGUAGAAAGCAACGAGUUAAAUGAAUCUCUUGCUUCAGCUACCGAUGAGAGGAGGAGUCUAAGGGACGAAAAAGAAUUCUUUCUUCAGGAGAAUGCUAAGCUGUUGAAGGAGUUAGACGUGUCCAAGAACGUGAUUACUGCUUUGAAUGUAGAAAUUUCUGAAUUGAGUGGUAAUCUUGUUUCUGUGGCAGAUGAGAAAAAGAAGCUUGAAGAAGAGAGGGGGCGCUUGGUGGAUGCCUUAAGGGUGGAAAACACAGACUUAAAUGAGAACCUUGUGCUGUUAAAAGAGCAGCACAAGAAAUUAGAAGCUGAGAACGUGCAUCUGGUUCACGAAAAUGAGCAACUUCGCUCUGAGGUUCUUGGGCUCCAUGAGACGUUGUCAAAUAAUCAGGCGGAACACGUGCACUUGAAAGCUGAAAUGCAAGAAACGGCCUUCCGCCUUGAACAACUAGCGACAGAAAACAUGAGUCUUCAUAGUAGUUUGGAUGUAUAUAAAGCAAAGGUAGCAGAAGUUGGUGACAUGCAAGUCCAAAAAUCCCCCCUAGAUGGGGUUGCUAUUUUUGAAGGUGGAUCUGUGAUGGUUGAGCGCACUGAUUUUAAUGAUGCUACCGAGGAUGAACAUCUGCACUCUUAUUGCAAGCAAGACGGAAUGAAGCCUAUUUCUGAUGUCCUUGUAGAAAGCUCACCGGCUGAACUACUUGAACUUGCAGCCCCUGAUAAUACUCGGGGGUUAGUUUCCUUCAAUGCACACUUGGAAGAAGCAGAGAAAACGUUGCAACUAUUUGAAAAUGAAAUUGAACUGAUUCACCACCAUUUAACAUCCUCAAGUAAAUUUGGUGGUAAUGAGGCUACUCCAGCAGUUUCAAAGCUGAUCCAAGCUUUUGAGUCAAAGUCACAGCAUGAAGAACAAGAGUCGGAGGAUAACAUUAUUACUCUGAGUCAGUCAGCAGAUCCUUUUGUAUCAAGCAAAAAGUUUGCAGGAAGUUUGAAGGCGGUGUUGAAGCAAUUGUCUCUGGAUGCUGAACAUGCUACCUCAGCUUACAAGCGAGAGCAAGAUGAUCUGACUGCUGCUAAUGCAACAGUGAGGGACCUCAAGCUCCAAGUUGAAGCUAUGGCAGAUCAGUAUGACAAUUUGGAAAUGACCAAUAUUGAGCAUGAGGUUCUUCAUGAAGCUUUUAAGCUACAUAUGAGUUCGAUCGAAGAGAAGAAUGUUGAACUUGAAGUUGUGUGUGAAAAAUUGAGGGUGGAGGAUAGCAGUCUCAAAACACACAGCUCUGAGCUUCACCAAAAACUUAACCUUUACCAGAAGAGAAUUGAAGAACUUCAGAUUCAGUUGCAUGAGUUACAGAAAAUCUCAAAUGAAGUGGUCUCUGGGCUACCUUAUCAAUUGGAAAGCUUCCAGAAGGAUAUAGCUGAGUGGGUUUUGAAACUUGAGCAAGAAUGGAAAUUCACCUUUUCUCAGAUUGUUGAAGCAGUUGAGAGACUUGGUAACUCUGUUGGAGUGGAGCAAACAUCCAGAGUGUCAGCUGACAGGCAUGGGUCCAUGGAUAUAACUGGUUGGCUUGUUUCUUCUGUUGAUGCUACUGUGAAAAUGACCCGGCGAUUGAAGGAAGAAACAGAGGUUGCCACUGCUGAUAGGGAAGCCACAUUCAAAAUGUUCUCCGAAGCAAACGAGAAGUAUGAUGAACUGUUUGGGAAAAGCAAAUGGGCGAAUGAUAUGCUGUGCAAGUUGUAUUAUGAACUAAAGAAACUUCUUUCAGAUUCGGUGCUUGCGGUACCGGAAACGGAGGAAAUUGUACAUAAUGAGGAAUUGCUUGACCACAUACAUUAUGAUAGUUAUCAAGGCCUUCUGGAGGAACUGCAGAACUGUCUGGAUCAGAGGCGGCGACUUCUUGCUGUCAAUGAAGAACUCAGUUUGGACUUGUUGAAUAAAACAAAAGAUAUUGAGAACCUCAGCAGGCAAUGUGGUGACUUGAGUUCCAUCGAGAAACUUAUUGGAGAUCUUGAAGGUGUAGUGAGACAGAAAGAUGCUAGCAUUGACUCAGAAAUUGGUGCUGUUUCUCGUCUGGAGUCACUGGUUCAUGUCCUUGCUCAUAAAAAAGACGCUGAUGAGCUGGGUUCCUUAUCUAGAGAUCAACAGUUGAUGGAGAUGGCAGAACUUCAGGAUAAGAUAUCUCAGUUAAGUUCAUUGAAACUUGAGCAUGAAAACGAGAUCCUUAGUCUGGAAGAGCAACUAAGCCAAUCCAAGGAAGCUCUUAAUGCUGCCCAUUGCGACUUGCAGGAAAAAGCAAAGGAACUUGAACAGUCAGAGCAGAGGGUGUCCUCUGUUAGAGAGAAGCUUAGCAUGGCUGUCGCCAAGGGUAAAGGAUUGGUUGUCCAGCGAGAUGGCCUCAAGCAGUCCCUGGCAGAGACAUCUAGUGAGCUGGAGAGAUGCUCGCAGGAGUUAGAGUUGAAGGAUAUUAAACUGCACGAGUUAGAAAUGGAACUAAAGACUUAUUCAGAGGCUGGUGAGCGUGCAGAAGCUCUAGAAUCAGAGCUUUCAUACAUCCGUAACUCGGCCACUGCAAUUAGAGAAUCCUUCCUGCUCAAGGACUCUGUGCUGCAGAGGAUAGAAGAGAUACUGGAAGAUCUUGAUCUGCCCGAGCAUUUUCACUCGAGGGAUAUAAUUGACAAGGUUGAAUGGUUAGCCCGAUCUGUGGAUGGAAAUUCUGUUCCUCUACCAGAUUGGGAGCAAAAGAGUUCUGUGGGUGCUUCCCAUUCUGAUACAGGACGCUUUGUUCCAACAGAAGCCUGGAAGGAGGAGGUUCAGAUGGGCUCAAGCUCUGUGGAUGACUUGAGAAGAAAAUGUGAGGAGCUUCAAGGGAAGUUUUAUGGGUUGGCUGAACAGAAUGAGAUGCUGGAGCAAUCAUUAAUGGAAAGGAACCAGAUGGUGCAGAGAUGGGAGGAACUGUUGGACAGGAUCAACUUGCCAUCGUCCUUGAGAUCAUUUGAACCCGAGGAUAAAAUUGAGUGGAUAGGGAAUGCACUUUUGGAAGCUAACCAGGAUAGGAAUUCUUUGCGCCAGAAGGUCGAUACCCUUGAGAGCAGUUGUGGUUCUCUAACUGCAGAUUUGGAAGAUUCAAACAUGCGGAUAACAUACCUUGCUGCUGAUUUAGAGGGGCUGCAGAAGAAAAUCUCUGUUCUGGAAACAGAUCUCCAAGCAUCUAUUCACGAGAGGGAUAAUCUCUCCAAAGAAUUGGCAGCCUUGACUCAUGAUAAUGACGACUUUUCGGUAAAGGCCGCCAAGUUUGAACUCGAUAGAGAAAAAUGGCAAGAUGAAGUAACUGUUUUGCGGGAGAAAUUGGUUGAGAAAGAAGGGUACCAGUAUCAAGUUGGGCAUAUUAAUGGUGAGAUUAUUAGACUUCAAGAAAUUAUCUGCAACACAUUGCAGGAUCCUGGUGCAAAAGAUUUGGUUGGUGUAGGUAGCGGUACAGAGUGCUUGGAGGGGCUACUGAUGAAACUUAUAGAGAGUUUGCCCACUGGGGUUGCAACUGAAGAAGAACAGCAUACUGAAGGAGCUGUUGCAAGCUUUGUUGAAGGGAGAACUAGGGAUGCAGAAGCUACUGAGCAGUUGGAUGUUGUCCAUCUAGAGCCAGGUACUGGGGAUGAUCCUGAGGACUCAAGCUGGGAUGCUCUAAAGAAAGAGCUGGAUGAAACUUCUAACGAACUGGGUCAGGUGAAGGAAGAAAGAGAUGAGUAUAAACGAAAGCAAGCAUCAUUGAUUUCUGAAGUUGAAGCUCUUGACAAAAAGAGGACGGAGUUGCAAGACCUACUGACGCAGGAAGAGCAGAAAUGCGCAUCUGCUAAAGAGAAGUUAAACAUCGCAGUCAGAAAGGGGAAAUCCUUGGUGCAACAGCGGGAUUCUCUGAAACAAACCAUAGAGGAGUUGAAUAUCGAGUUGGAGCACUUAAAAGCUGAGAUUAAACAGAAGGAGAGCACUCUUGUGAACUAUGAACAGAAGAUAACAGACUUAUCAUCUACUUACUCUGAGCGGGUAGAGGCCCUUGAAUCGGAGACUUUGUUCUUCCAGAAUCGUUCGGCUGAAACUGAGCACCUUUUACAUGAAAGGGAACAAAACUUGGCGAGGGUUGUGGAUAGUCUCAGCAGCAUUGAUCUUGGUGAUGAAGUGGCUAACACUAGUAGUCCAUUUGAGAAGUUGGAGCACGUAAGGAAACUGUAUCAAGAUAUGCAUGCUGCUCUUGCUUCCUCAGAGCAGGAGUCUGCUAAAUCUAGAAGAGCAUCAGAGCUUCUGCUUGCAGAACUGAAUGAGGUUCAAGAGAGGAAUGAUGUCCUUCAAGAAGAGCUAUCAAAGGUUAACUUUGAGCUUUCAGAGCUGUCUACGUCCAGAGAUCUAGCUGAGACCGCCAAGUUUGAAGCUGUAUCACGUAUCCAAGAGUUAUCCACAUUACAGUCUGAGAAGAAAAAGAAGCAAAAUGCUGAACUCAUGGUUUUGAUAUCUUACUCUGCUCAACUCAGGAAGAUCUUCUCUGAUAUCAAUAAUCUAAUUGUUGGUUUUCUGACCAAGGAUUUAGAGUUUAUUCAAAAUCUUGAGGCUGGUAUGGUGUCAUUACUACAAAAAACAGAAGUCAAUGAUUUGUCUCAGUUGUCAUUCAUCAUUAAUUCUGACAAGGACAAGACUCUAGCUGUGGAGCCUUUUUCAGAAGCCAUCAUGCAAGACCAUUUUGAUGAUGAGAUUGCUAUUCCUGGAGUUUGUAGUUUGGUACAAGAAUGCAUGAAUGGAAUGGUAGCUCUCAAAAUUUUCUUGAAGGACCACUCUCUUGCAGCACAUGAGCAAGCCGACAAAUUGUGCAAACGGAUCCAUGCUGUUCAAAUGGAAAUAAGUCAUAAUAGAGAUUCUUCUCAAACUUUGAAGAGAGAUGUUGAAUACCUAGAGUCAUUUGUAAAACAGAAGGAAAGUGAAGCUGAUGCAUUGCACAGGAAUCUUCUUAUCCUUUAUGAAACAUGCCUCAGUUCACUGAAGGAAAUAGGAAAUAGGAAAGCUGAAAUUGUUGACAGGACUUCAGCUCCUGGAAAUUUGACGGAUCAAGAACUUCUAGAUGUUGGUGGGCUUCCUGUAAGUGGGAAGAUUAAUUCUUUGUCAGAGGAGCAUAUCAGGAGUGUAGCAGAGAGAAUGAUGAGCGCCGUGAAGGACUUCAUCAGUCUCAAUAGUGGAACUUUUGAGGGUGAUAGAAAGGAAAUGAGGACGACCAUAACAAGCUUGCAGAGAGAGCUUCAAGAGAAGGAUAUUCAGAGAGAGAGGAUAUGCAUGGAACUUGCUGGCCAAAUUAAGGAAGCAGAAGCUGUUGCAACCAGAUACUCUCUGGAUCUUCAAUCCUCCAAAGCUCGUCUAAUAGAUCUGGAGAAACAGGUAGAGCUUGCAAUGGAAGAGCGAAAUUCGUUGGAACAGCAGCAAGCAAAUGAAAUUGAAGAUGAACGGAAAAUUUCAACCGAGUUGCAUGAGAAGAUCAGAUUACUAUCUGAUACAGUUGUUGCGAAAGACCAAGAAAUAGAAGCACUAACCCAAGCUCUCGAUGAAGAGGAGGCUCAGAUGGAAGAUUUAACACACAAGUGUGAGGAACAGGAAAAAGCUUUGCAGCAAAAGAAUUUUGAUAUUGAGAAUCUUGAAUCCUCUCGUGGGAAGGUCUUGAAGAAGCUUUCAAUAACUAUGAGCAAGUUUGACGAGCUUCAUCAAUUCUCUGAAGGUCUACUUGCCGAGAUAGAAAAGCUUCAGUCUCAGUUGCAAGAUCGUGAUGGUGAGAUCUCAUUUCUAAGGCAAGAGGUCACUAGAUGUACCAACGAAGUUCUUGUUGCAUCUCAGAUGAGCGACAAAAGAAAUGUGGAUGAUGAGAUUCAUCAGUUAUUCCUUUGGCUGGACAAUCUGGUUCCUCAAAUUAGUAAGGAAGAUGUGAAUGUUGGUGACAAUUUCGGGGUUCAUGAGUACAAAGAAGUAAUUCAGAAGAAGAUUGCUUCUGUUGUGUCGGAACUGGAGAAUCAACGGGUAGCUGCUCAGUCGAGGGAUUCUUUACUGCAGUUAGAGCGGAAUAAAGUUGAGGAUUUACUGCAGAGGGAAGAAGUUCUGGAAAAAUCAUUACAUGAGAAAGAAUCCCAGUUAAAUAUGCUUGAAGGUGGUGGAGAUGUUAGAGGGUCAAAUGGUUCUGCCUCUGAGAUUCUUGAAACUGAACCAUUGAUAAACAAAUGGACGGUGGCUGGGCCAUCUACUACUUCUCAAGUUCGAAGCUUGCGGAAAGCAAACAACGAUCAAGUCGCUAUUGCUAUAGAUAUGGAUCAAGGAGGCAGUGGUCGAUUAGAAGAUGAAGAUGACGAUAAAGUUCACGGUUUCAAGUCGCUUACAACAUCUAGGAUCGUUCCCAGAUUCACGAGGCCCGUCUCUGACACGAUUGAUGGUCUAUGGGUUUCGUGUGAUCGAGCUCUCAUGCGGCAACCUGCCUUCCGGCUUGGGAUCAUGAUGUACUGGGCUGUAAUGCAUGUUCUACUCGCAGCUUUCAUUUUCUAA
Linum trigynum is the source of this 8580-nucleotide messenger RNA. NCBI's taxonomy places the organism in Eukaryota, Viridiplantae, Streptophyta, Magnoliopsida, Malpighiales, Linaceae. The record is from the annotation of a GenBank genome assembly.